CUGGUCACCGACUAGUAGCUGGCGGCCAAACACUUAAGCCACUUGCUGGGUUCGUUCUCGCUAGGUGUAGCUUCAGGGUGAUAAAUUUGUGCAGUAGUCCUACCCGGUACUCUGUGUGAAGCUCCUUCGAAACCGUGAUUAGAAGUGAGACUGGGUGUGUGGUAAUCCGAGCUCAUAAGUGGCUUCCCACCCCUCACAGCCGACCAUGGAGUACCUUGGACACACGCAGACUGCCACAUACAUGACAGGGCCGCGGAUGAAUGCUAUGCAGACCUUUCACCUGCCAUCUACCGCCACCAUGCACUCCACCUUCAAGUCGUUCGACACUUACCCCGCUCCUUCCCCCAUGCGGCGCUCCCUCACCACCCUGCCGUGGCGGCCCAGCACGUACUACCAAACGGCCAAGGUGAACCCCGCCCAGGCCCUGACGCGCUCCAUGCCAGACCCGCUCUCCGCCAAGACUCAACUCAGCGAGCUGGAUGCCAUCAAAGUGCCGCCGGUCUUUGCUGCCUCUCGCAACGCCCUCUACACCCGCUACACGCCCAACGAUUGGUCAGCAUCCAACCAGGGCAACUACCUCACCUCUGACCGCGUGCGCUCCAACGCCGAGCGCCUCCGUCUGGAAACACUGCGGCUGUGCCGGGAGACGGACGACAAGACGCGGCGCACGCAGACCGACGUGGGCAAGCGGCUGGGGGAGCGACUCGGCGACAUCACUUUCUGGAAGACGGAGCUGCUGCAGGAGACCGAUAACAUGAUCAAUGAGAUCGGUGCUCUUGGGGAGGCCAAGCGGGUUCUGGAGAAGGCGCUGCAGGAGUCGGAAAACCCGCUGCACAUUGCUCAGGAGUGUCUGUAUCACCGCGAGAAGCGCCAGGCCAUCGACUUGGUGCACGACAACCCCGAGAGGCAGCUCAUCACGGAAGUUGACGUCAUCAAAAGAUGUCAGGAACGUAUGCGCAACACCAUCGACAAGGCCAAUGUUCAACUCAGCUUGAACAGGGCGGCCCAGCACGAACUGGAGAGGGACUCUGUCGACAAACAGUUGGCUCAGAACGUCGACGAGGUGUGUCACGGCCUGCGGAACUCCUCCCGAGGCCUCGCCUUCCGCAACGGCGUGGAGCGCAUGGAUCCCACGGUGUCGGUACCCGAGACGUGGGCUCGGUUCAGCAACGACAAUUUGCAGCGGUCGCUGAGUGAGCGGGCAAGCUCCAAGCACAUGCGCGCGGAAAUCGAGAGUGUGUUGAACGCCUGCUCCAACGAGAUUUGGAACCAGUGGAACAAUGUCAAUCUUUCUCUCAAUGAACGCAUCCAAGAGACAACUGAUGCCAGGAACAAGCUGCAGACUCACCUCUCAAAGGUGCUGCAGGAGAUCUUUGACAUGGAAAAGAAUAUCGAGUUCCUGAAGAAAUCCAUCCAGGACAAGCAGGCUCCCAUGCAAGUGGCGCAGACGCGACUGGACAUCCGCUUGCGUCGGCCCAACGUGGAGCUGUGUCGCGACCCCGUGCAGCAUCGACUAGUGGAGGAGGUGAGUGAGAUCACAGACACCGUGGAAGCCCUGCAGGAGAAGCUGCGCUACGCGGAGAACUCCUUGCAGCAUCUGCUGCGCACCAAGGCUGCCCUGGAGAGCGACCUGGCCGUGAAGAACAACUCGCUCUUCAUUGACCGCGAGAAGUGCCUGGCCCAGCGCAAGACGCUGCCCAUGUCGCCGCGCGUCUUCAAUCUGGUUAAUUAUGAUUAAACCACCGAAUCAAGCUGCCAGUUAAACUACCCACGCGAUGGUUUUCAUAUGAAAUAUUAUUUUUCAUUCUGAAGCGAAAAUUAAGGUGUUUUUUUAAACAGAAUUUAAAAAAGUCCACACCCGAGGAUGAAGGUAUAAAGCUUGUUAGCGCUCGUUAAUAUACUAUUCUUUAAUAACCAAAAAAUGAAAACUAUAAGCUUUAACGAAGUACAUUUUGACUGCAGUUAGCGGACUUGUCAACUGCUGAAAUAGUUAUAAUAUCGAACCCAUGUGAAUGGACAGCCUUAUUGUGCAUCAAGAAAAUCAGUAUUAUGGUGUUUUAUAUCGCUGUUGUGACGUCAUAUCUUGCUAUAAUGUGGCGAUUCUUUGGCGUUGGUAGCAGUCGACAGGGUGUUGUGAUGGCGUGGAGGUAUUUAUUCCACAUAUGUAUGCUUUGCUGAUUUUUUUUCUUCGCUCGCUGUCGUCAUUGAUCGAGGAACGUGCACACCGUCCUGGCAGUGCGACACAACUGGUUACAAUUUGCUCACAUGCUGUAAAUACACACAACAUUUAUCUCUUCUUAGAUCACAGAUUUCAGCAGUCAGUAGUCAGUGGAUACUUCAUCUGUGAUAACUAGCUUCCUCUUUUGCUUGAUCUCACAGCUAGUUGCUUCUAGAGGCUUUUUCCUCAAUUGUUUUCCUCUCGUGUUUGAGUGAUGCGUUUUAUUGUAGCGACAUACAAAAGGAAUUUCUUUUAUUGGUCACUUGUCAAAUAUAAUACGUAAAGCUCGAAAUAAAUAUUUCUCUGAGAGUGUGAUUGUUGAUCAUUAGGUGUUCAUGGCUUCAUGAUGAUACAAAAUUAAUAACAUUAUUCCCGAUGAAUAAACUACCUGAGGCUACGUGAUAGGUGGAAUUUGAGAAGAUUCAUAAUUUUUUUAAAUACGUGAUAAGUGGACUAUAUUUAUUGCUUUAAGACUCUUGACUGGUUUUCCCGCAAGGGUUAUGAACAUCAGUAACAUCGUACAAGAGGAUUUUGUCAGCACCAUACCUCCGAUAUAUACGAUCGCUCAAAAAACAGAUCAUCUAAAAUAACUUGUAUCAUUGUUAGCACCAAGUGUGGUACAAAUAAGUGUAACAGGUAUUAAAGAAAAUAGCGUUUAUUUAGUCUGUUUACACCGAAGUUAGUCUUCACUCAUUCCACGUUCACAGGCGUCAAAGUCCUCGCAUGGUCUGCUGCUACUUGUUGCUCUGGUAGCGAGGUCCCAGGGGAUGUGCUUUGCAUCAGUUCCAGAAUUCGGUCAAGCUGUGCUCUGUAUCAAGCCAAGAAAGAUUUCGACUUCAACUUUUUUGUGUGAAAAAUGUGUUCAUCGUGUGCACGCUGUCUGCGCUUUACAUGUCAGUUUUUAACACAAAUGUCUUCGCUAAGAGCAUGGACACCGCAGGUAAAACCCUGCCUACAAUUUACAUUCAGCAAUUACAACAACCCAAACAACUCGUACAGAUGUAAACGACUAGGAAAUUGCUGGGAUGUAGAAAAAAAGUGAAAUGUAAAAUUCGUUGAAAUUUGACUACAUCGUGUUCUUUCAAUAAAAUAUAAGGUGAAAUAGUUGCUGUUACUUGUCUCCAUCAGUAUGCUAUUUUUGCACUGUUACAGUUGCUGUUACUUGAUUCUAUUAGUAUGCUGUUACUUGUCUUCAUUAAAGUAUGAUGUUAUUCCCCUACGUUACAGAAUGUUGUUACUUGUGUCUAUUACAGUAAGCUGUUAAUCACGUUUGAGAGCCGCUGGUCACGAGGCCGUGAAAUGCAAAUAAACGAUAACGACUUGGAGACUGUCA
Messenger RNA from Pomacea canaliculata, 3551 nucleotides. RefSeq names its product tektin-3-like. Gene Ontology annotation, cellular component: nucleus; microtubule cytoskeleton. The transcript has 7 exons. The record is from RefSeq and is a predicted model, not a curated record. Gene Ontology annotation, biological process: cilium assembly; cilium movement involved in cell motility. Bases 206 to 1738 code for a protein of 510 amino acids. Lineage: Eukaryota; Metazoa; Mollusca; Gastropoda; Architaenioglossa; Ampullariidae.